ACUCCGCCGCGCACACUCGCACCGAUGCGCGGCUCCUGGGACGAGUCCACGACGGCGGCGCUGCACGCGCGCAUCCUGGAGGCGCACCGCGGGCCCGCGGCCGACCGCGCCGCCGAGCCCGCGCCCUGCGCCGACCCGCCGCCCGGCCUCUCCAUCAACGCCGUCGAGCUGGCUGCGCCCACGCCUCUCCUGCCGCUCCCGACGCUCUCCUUCAGCGCCGCGCAAGUCGCCACCGUCUGCGAAACACUCGAAGAAAGCGGAGACGUCGAACGGCUCGCCAGAUUUCUGUGGUCUUUGCCAGUCGCACAUCCAAAUGUGGCCGAACUCGAAAGAUGCGAGGCCGUACUUCGGGCGCGAGCCGUCGUGGCUUUCCAUGCGGGACGGCACCGAGAGCUAUAUUCCAUACUGGAGAGACAUCGCUUCCAGCGGUCGAGCCAUGCAAAAUUGCAAGCCCUGUGGCUGGAGGCCCAUUAUCAGGAAGCAGAGAGGCUGAGAGGACGCCCGCUCGGGCCCGUCGACAAAUACCGCGUCCGCAAGAAGUUUCCUUUGCCCCGAACGAUCUGGGAUGGUGAACAGAAGACGCACUGUUUUAAAGAACGGACACGAUCUCUCCUCAGGGAGUGGUAUUUGCAAGAUCCGUAUCCAAAUCCGACAAAGAAGAGGGAGCUGGCGGCUGCGACGGGGCUGACGCCGACGCAGGUGGGCAACUGGUUCAAAAACCGACGGCAGCGGGACCGCGCUGCGGCGGCCAAGAACCGAUCUGCUCUCCUCGGCAGAGGCUUCGCCUCCUCCUCCACGUACGACGAGGACUCAGUCGACUCCGAGAUCAACGUGGACGAAGAAUAGGCCGAGCCCGUGUACAGACUGAUAGUGUAAAUAAUCACGGUGAUACAAUUUUUAUAAGCGCGACUCCACCGACCCGCUCGGCCGUCGCACGAACGUUCUCAGUGACAAAUGGACGAUGCAAUAUAGACAAAGUUAUUGAUUAUCCCAGUUAGAGUCACAAAGUCCGUGAUGUAUGUGAUGUUAAGGCAUGGUAAACAAGUUUAUUAGGGCAUAAUUUUAUUGUUGAAAGUGUAAAGCGAGUGCUUGAAGUAAAAUCAGCAUUUCUACGCAUCAGGUAUGUACCUCUCUACUUUGUAGUGAAGUUUCGAUGGGUUUCAUAAAUUAAGUAUUUUCGGGCUAUUCCAUCAUUUUUCUAGCAACAAGAGAAAAUUUUAAAUUUCGGUUAAACAGGGUUUAUUUCAAAGUUUUAUUCGAAUCACUAUUGACUUAUCCAGUGAGGAUAUUCGAUUAUUUAUUUAGUUUUCUUUUAGGUAAAGUUAUAAGAUCUAUUAUGCCUUUUUCCGACAAGCAUUUACUUACCUAAAUAUUUAGUAUUGUCCUAACUAAUUUACCAAUAAAUAUAGUUUUAUUUAUCGUAUACAUUUUAGUUAAACAUUAAAAUAAUUAUUGAUAAUGUUGGAGGAAUAGAAAUUAUAUGUACUAUGAUAUUCGAAGUUUUGUACCUGAGCACGGACGACUUCGUACUCGUACACUCGCUGAUUUAGAACUUGUUGCAACCAAAUUGUAUUUAACUACAUCUAUUUUAUUUAUUUAUUGCGGUACAUGGUAUGUUUCCAUAGAAAAUACAUUGGAAAUGCUGUAAAAAUUGUUUUUAUUCAUUUUCUAGCAGUGACAACUCUAUGUUGCUCUCUACAUUUAGGCCUAAGUGAGCCGCGCGUACAACUUGCAAUGUGCCGAUAUUUGU
Messenger RNA from Ostrinia furnacalis (Asian corn borer), 1750 nucleotides. Its product is annotated as homeobox protein SIX6. Gene Ontology annotation, biological process: regulation of transcription by RNA polymerase II. Gene Ontology annotation, molecular function: RNA polymerase II cis-regulatory region sequence-specific DNA binding; DNA-binding transcription factor activity, RNA polymerase II-specific. Lineage: Eukaryota; Metazoa; Arthropoda; Insecta; Lepidoptera; Crambidae. The transcript has a single exon. The record is from RefSeq and is a predicted model, not a curated record. Bases 25 to 846 code for a protein of 273 amino acids. Gene Ontology annotation, cellular component: nucleus; transcription regulator complex.